Molecule: messenger RNA, 1929 nt
Organism: Ahaetulla prasina
Lineage: Eukaryota; Metazoa; Chordata; Lepidosauria; Squamata; Colubridae
Product: vomeronasal type-2 receptor 26-like
Exons: 4
Coding region: 1-1929 (642 amino acids)
Biological process (GO): G protein-coupled receptor signaling pathway
Cellular component (GO): membrane
Molecular function (GO): G protein-coupled receptor activity
Source: RefSeq, a predicted model, not a curated record
AUGAGUACCCAAGGUUCUUUCUUCCACUGGAUGUUCCCAAAUAAAAUUCAACAGCACAGGGGGAUUCUCUACCUGCUAUUGCAUUUUGGAUGGACAUGGAUUGGGGUGUUAUAUAUUGAUAUUGGGAAACAGACACAGGUAUUACUACAAAAUGUGCUUCCCUUGUUUUCGAAAAAUGGCAUCUGCUUUGAUUUCAUCAGAAAACUAGCUGAAGGCUACAUCAAUGACUUUGACGAACUAGUAGAAGUGAUUCAUAAAUUAUUACUUUUUCUCUUGACCCGUACUUCUAAUACGGUGAUUGUUCAAGGUGAAUUUCCAAGUAUAUUAACUUUAAGGAAUUUCUUCAAAGUAGCUGAAUUUUUGGUAACGUCAGAAUAUUCGAAAGUCUGGAUUAUGACAUCAGAUGUUGAUUUUGUAUCCGUUCCCCAUCAAAGAGGUUGGGAUUUAAAUUUCCUUCAUGGAUCUUUAUCCUUGGCAAUUAAUUUCAAGGAUGUUUCUGGCUUCCAUCAGUUUCUUCGAGCAAGGAACCCUCCUUUGAAGAAGGAAGAUGGCUUCCUAAGAGAAACCUGGCAACAGGUAUUUAAUUGUGUCUUCUCUAGUUUCACCGGAGACAAUAUGAGUGAGGACAUUUGCACUGGAAAUGAGCAGCUAGGGACUCUCCCUAUGUCGGUGCUUGAAAUGAGAAUGACAGCUCACAGUUACAGUGUCUACACAGCUGCGUAUUCCAUUGCAUAUGCUUUGCAUGCCAUGUAUUCUUCUAUGGACAACCAAAAGGGAAUUGCAAAUGGAUGGAGACAGAAAGUUCAUCAACAGUCGUGGAAGAUGCAUCACUUUCUUAGGUAUGUCUCAUUUAAUGACAGUAAUGGAAGAACUAUUUCUUUUGACCAAAAUGGAGAGUUGACCCAGCCCAUUUCAUUGUGUAAUGAGAAAUGCCAUUCAGGUUACAGAAAAAGCACAAAAGAAGGACAACACUUUUGCUGCUAUGAUUGUAUUCCAUGUUCAGAAGGGAAGAUCUCCAACCAGACAGACAUGGAUGAUUGCAUUCAGUGCCCAGAUGAUCAUUACCCAAAUAAAGACCGUGAUUCAUGCAUUCCCAAACCUAUCAGUUACCUAUCUUACGAAGAUAAUUUGGGGACCAGCUUGGCCACAAUGGCUCUUGUGUUUUCUUUUACUACAAUUUACAUUCUAGGAAUCUUCUUGAAGUAUCACAACACUCCCAUUGUCAAAGCCAACAACCGUAGCCUCUCCUACAUCCUCCUCAUCUCCCUUCUCCUUGCCUUCCUUUCUUCCCUGCUGUUUAUUGGUCGACCCAGAAGUAUCACUUGUCUUCUUCGACAAACUGCCUUUGGCAUCAUCUUCUCAGUGGCGGUUUCUUGUAUGUUGGCCAAAACAAUCACAGUGGUUCUUGCAUUCAUGGCCACUAAGCCAGGAUCAAAGAUGAGGACGUGGGUUGGAAAACGACUAGCACUUUCUGUCAUUUUUUUCUGUUCCCUUGUACAAACACUACUUUGUGUAGUCUGGCUUUCCACCUCUCCCCCCUUCCCAAAUGUUGACAUGGACUCUCUUAGCACUGAAAUCAUUCUAGAAUGUAAUGAAGGCUCUGUUGUGAUGCUUUAUUGUAUAUUGAGCUUCAUGGGCCUUUUGGCUGUUAUCAGUUUUGUUGCAGCUUUCCUAGCCAGGAAACUACCAGACACUUUCCAGGAAACCAAAUCCAUCACUUUCAGCAUGCUGAUCUUUUGCAGCGUCUGGUUGUCCUUCGUACCUGCCUACAUGAGUACCAAAGGCAAAUAUAUGGUGGCCGUGGAGAUCUUUGCCAUCUUGGCCUCCAGUGGGGGAUUACUGAUUUGUAUCUUUUCCCCAAAAUGCUAUAUCAUCGUCUUGAGGCCUGACCUCAAUAGAAAAGAGCAUCUGAUAAAAAGAAUCAAUUAA